This is a messenger RNA of Zychaea mexicana, 2004 nucleotides long. Its product is annotated as carotenoid oxygenase. Gene Ontology annotation, molecular function: carotenoid dioxygenase activity. Lineage: Eukaryota; Fungi; Mucoromycota; Mucoromycetes; Mucorales; Lichtheimiaceae. Bases 139 to 1884 code for a protein of 581 amino acids. The transcript has 3 exons. Gene Ontology annotation, biological process: carotene catabolic process. The record is from RefSeq and is a predicted model, not a curated record.
CACACGUUAAUGCGAACUGUUUCUUUCACUGCCAGCCACAUUCUCCCAAAAAAUCAAAAAGAUUCAUAACAGUACAUAAAGAGUGAAGCUUCUCCUUUUAACUUGACUUGACUCACGGCGAAAAACAACUUGCAGACUAUGGGUUUUAUCGAAUACAUUAACUUGAGCAGCAGAAUUCGCGCUUUGCAAUCACUCAACAAGUUUCCCAACACAACUGAGGUUGCCAAUCCCAUAUGGUGUCCCAUCGAAGGUUCAAUUCCUCCUUGGGUCAACGGUAUUUUGUACCGUACAGGGCCCGGCAAAUACAAUCUGGGAGAUGACAAGAAGAAGCAGUAUGUUAUUCAGCACGCAUUCGAUGGGUUGCCCUUUGUUCACCGCUUCGAACUCUCAUCCGAGAGACAAGCGGUGCGCUAUAACAAUCGGCUCAUUUCAGACGCUGUGGAGCGUCGAUUGGUCGCCGAUCCCAAUGCAAACGAGAUAUUUUUUGGCCACAUACCCAACCUGUCCACUUGGCGCAGCUUUACCAAUUUGCUUGGCCGUAUUGCUGGGAUGGCCACUUCCACACGAAAGAGUGAAAUGGACCCUUCUGAUGACACGGUGGGUGUUACGGUCACACCGAAUUUCCCGUUGCCUUCCAAAUUUGGUUCAGUAGCCAACAGCGACAACGAUCAUGUCCUGGUAACCAAGACGGAUGCCAAUAUCUUGCAGCAGGUCCAUUCAAACACUUUGGAACCCAAACGUCUCUUUGAUUAUGGCGAGUACGACGAAAGGCUAGAUGGCAUACUUUCAGCAGCACAUCAUCAAAGAGAUCCCAAGACGGAAGACAUCUUUAAUUUCUCGAUCAACUUCGGGCGGAAUCCAGCCAUGAAAGUGUUUAGGAUUGACAGCACUGGAAAAGAGACUCAAGUUCUUGCCACCAUUAGAGAACGUCUCUUGCCGGAAGGUCAAAGAUCCACUUAUCUUCCCGCUUACGUGCACUCGUUCUGGCUCACCGAAAAUUAUGUAAUCAUCCCAGAGUCCCCGCUACAUUAUGCCAACAACGGUGUCGAUGUCCUGGUCCACGGUGCAGUAGCUACAGCAAUGGCGUGGAAAGAGGACAGCCCAGCCUAUCUACACAUUAUCAGCCGCGAUCCAAGUAUUGGCCAUGUCGUGUCAUUACCUGUCGAUCCCUUCUUCACGUUCCAUACUGGCAAUGCCUGGGACUCACUGGACAGUGACGGUAACCCGGUAAUUGAUAUGGACUGCUGCGCGUUCAGCAACGGCGACAUCUUGUACCAAAUAAACCGCUAUGGCGACAUGGAACGCUUUGCUGGCGAAUACAAAAAAGCACACAAUGGCUCUUAUCCAAAUGGUGCUGGUAAACAGCGCAAUAUCUCGCUUGCUGGUGGUCCGUUUCAGUUUGGUGACCUUCGUCGCUAUCGUGCCACAUGGAGCAAAAACACCGGUAAAGCGACGUGCCGAGUCAUUGCCAAGAACAUGGAGUUCCCACGGUUUGCGCCCCAGUUGGCUUGCCAAAAGACACGAUACCUUUGGGGAUGUCAGCAUGAGGACGCCACAGCAACACACAGCGAGCGAUUCAGUCUGAUUAAGGUUGACACAGAGACUGGUGACGUUAUCAAGUAUGACCGUGAGUCGACCAUGUUCUCGGAGCCAGUGUUUGUGCCGAACCCACGUAGCAAGACCGGCGACGAAGAUGAUGGCGCGUUAUUGAGCUUUGCAAAUGUCUUUGAUCCUAGGGGUCCCAGCUACGAUCGCUGUAUCCUAUCCAUUGUAAACGCAAGCACAAUGCAAGAAAUAGGUCGCUGUAAUAUUGGACAGUUCGUAACUAACACCUUCCAUGGAUCAUAUGUUGACGUUGACUUUGUUAGCGUCGCUAUUAACUAGUAAAUGAUGCUGUAGUAAUUCAAUUUAUACACUAUAUGUAGCAGAAUUUACAAGUAGCAUCAGGUAUUGUCGAUAACCUUUUUGAGUUCAAGUAAUAAAUUUGCAUACUUACAUAACCUG